UGGACAAGUACAACGAGGCGCUGGAGAUGGCUCCCUGCAAGUGUUCAUUAAUAGCACAGCGAGCAGAACUCUGUAUAUCAAUGAAAAACUACCAGCAAGCUCUCCAUGAUGCAGAAGUCCUCUGCCGAAACAAACCCCACUGGCCUGCGGGCCAUUGUGUGAAAGCAAAAGCUCUUUCUGGAUUGGAAAGGACUGAGGAAGCGUUGAAGGAGUUUCUCUACUGUGUUGCCUUAAAUCCCGAAUGGAGCGCAAUGAAGAAGGAAGCCCAAAAGAUAAUGUGUGAGAUGUUUUUCCCAGCCUUUGAAAAUGUGCAUGAUAGUCUAACAGCACCUUUUUCUAGUCGAACAUCCUAUACAAGAUUGAAACCUGCAUUUUUGAGUAGCAUAAACACACAGUCAACUGCUGAAGAUGGUUCUAUUGCCGGGUCCUCAAAGGAUACUGUGUUUAGAUUAACAAAAAGCCCGUCCCAAGAAUCUGAUGUAUUUAGAAGCACUGAUUCUUCUGUUUCACAUGUACUCUAUUUUGAAGACAACAAGAAGUCCUUGGGAACUAUUCUCUCCAGUUUACCUGGGGCUGGCUUAAAAAGAAAGCUGUCCAGUGACAUGAGGGAUUUACACAGCUCGGAUGUCCCUAAUAAGAUUCCUAAAAAAGAUGCAGAUGUUUUACCUGAAAACACUGCUGUUGCUUCAAGUGAGAUACCAACAACCCUUGUGGAUGCUUCUGACUUCGAGUGUUCCCUCUGCAUGAGGUUGUUCUACGAACCUGUUACCACUCCCUGUGGACAUACCUUUUGCCUCAAAUGCCUUGAGCGUUGCCUUGACCAUAACCCCCACUGUCCUCUCUGCAAAGAAAAGCUGUCAGAAUUUCUGGCAAGCAGAACUUACAAAAAGACCGUCCUUACAGAAGAGCUGAUAAUCCGCUACUUACCAGAAGAGUUGUCUGAAAGGAAGAAAGUUCAUGAGGAAGAAAUGAAGGAAUUGUCCAAUUUGAAUAAAGAUGUUCCCAUCUUCGUAUGUACCAUGGCCUUCCCUACCAUCCCUUGCCCACUUCAUGUCUUUGAACCUCGUUAUCGUCUAAUGAUCAGAAGAUGCAUGGAAACUGGUACCAAGCAGUUUGGCAUGUGCUUAGCUGAUGAAUUGAAAGGAUUUGCAGAUCAUGGCUGUAUAUUAGAGAUCAGGGACGUAAAGUUUUUUCCUGAUGGACGCUCAGUUGUUGAUACAGUUGGUGUCCGUCGUUUUAGGGUCUUAAGCCAUGGCCAACGAGAUGGAUAUAACACAGCAAACAUCGAAUAUCUUGAAGAUAAAAAGGUUGAAGGACCAGAAUAUGAAGAGCUUGUCCGCCUUCAUGAUUCGGUUUAUGAUCAAGCUGUUGCCUGGUUUACUUCUCUUAAAGACAACAUGAAAGUGCAAAUUCUCAAUCAUUUUGGGUCCAUGCCAGGAAAAGAACCAGAGCCACAGAGCAACCCCAGCGGUCCUGCCUGGUACUGGUGGCUCUUGGCAGUGUUGCCCCUGGAAAACAGAGCUCAGCUGGCUAUACUGGCGAUGACUUCCCUUAAAGAUCGUCUUAUUGCCAUCAGACGCGUGUUGAUAUUUGUGACUCGCAAAAGACCCAGAUAACAUGGACUUCAGUUGUGAGCGGGCACUGACAACAUCUCAUGAUAGGUUGUUUGGGGGGUGGGGAGAGAGAGGUUUUUUUUUCUUCUUUGUUUUUAAAGUAUCUUUCGAAAAUGAACAGCCCUUUCUGACUGUGUCCAGCAUCCAUCCAUUACAUCGGUUUGUUAUUCUGGGUAUUCACCAAUCUUUGCACUCUAUCCUGUUGUCCUGGUGAAAUCUGAGCCUCUACAAAGCAUUGCUACAGUUAUAACGUAGCUGGUAGGUGUGGAUAACUGCUUCAACGUGCUGUAAUAGAGUUGAUGUUUCUAGCCUGCAAGAGAGUUAAGUCCUAGGACAGCAUCUCCAGCCUGCAUGCGAAUUGGAUUUCUACUUAGUAGGAAAAGGAAUCUGAACAGUGGACUGAAGAGGUGUUUCCUAGACUUUUUUGGAGCUCGUCAAUAGAAGAAAAG
Messenger RNA from Tinamus guttatus (white-throated tinamou), 2062 nucleotides. RefSeq names its product LON peptidase N-terminal domain and ring finger 2 (gene LONRF2). Lineage: Eukaryota; Metazoa; Chordata; Aves; Tinamiformes; Tinamidae. Gene Ontology annotation, molecular function: protein binding; ubiquitin protein ligase activity. The record is from RefSeq and is a predicted model, not a curated record.